Molecule: messenger RNA, 1044 nt
Organism: Balaenoptera ricei (Rice's whale)
Lineage: Eukaryota; Metazoa; Chordata; Mammalia; Artiodactyla; Balaenopteridae
Gene: IGFBP1
Product: insulin like growth factor binding protein 1
Exons: 4
Coding region: 84-875 (263 amino acids)
Biological process (GO): regulation of insulin-like growth factor receptor signaling pathway
Cellular component (GO): extracellular region
Molecular function (GO): insulin-like growth factor II binding; insulin-like growth factor I binding
Source: RefSeq, a predicted model, not a curated record
GCCUCCGCUCAGCCAGCAUCGGCCAGCGCGCCGCCGCCACCGCCUAGCGAGCACCGGCUCCCGCCCGCCACCGCUGCCCGGCGAUGCCCGAAGUCCCCGCUGUCCGCGCCUGGCCGCUUCUGCUCUCGCUGGCCCUUCAGCUCGGCUCAGCCGCUGGCGCUCCCCAGCCCUGGCGCUGCGCGCCCUGCUCCGCCGAGAGGCUGGCGCUCUGCCCUCCCGUGCCCGCCUCGUGCCCGGAGCUCACCCGGCCCGCCGGCUGCGGCUGUUGCCCCACGUGCGCCCUGCCGCUGGACGCCGCAUGCGGCGUGGCCACUGCGCGCUGCGCCCAUGGGCUCAGCUGCCGCGCCCUGCCCGGGGAGCCUCGGCCCCUGUACGCCCUCACCCGCGGCCACGGCGCCUGCAUGCCCGCGCCCAGCGCCGAGGCCACAGAGGCAGAGGACCCUGCCAUCCCAGAGAACGUGUCCCCUGAGAGCUCAGAGAUGACCCAGGAGCAGCUUCUGGACAAUUUCCACCUGAUGGCUGAGUCCAGUGAGGACCUGCCCAUCCUCUGGAACGCCAUCAGUAAUUAUGAGAGCAUGAAGGCUCUGGAGACCACUGACAUCAAAAACCGGAAGGAGCCCUGCCAGCGAGAACUCUACCAAGUGCUGGACAGAUUAGCCAGGGAGCAGCAGAAGGCAGGAGACAAACUUUACAAAUUUUAUCUGCCAAACUGCAACAAGAAUGGAUUCUAUCACAGCAAACAGUGCGAGACAUCCCUGGAAGGAGAGCCUGGGCUCUGCUGGUGUGUCUACCCUUGGAGCGGGAAGAAGAUCCUGGGGUCCGUGGUAAUCAGAGGGGACCCCAAAUGCCAUCAGUAUUUUAACUUACAGAACUGAAAACAGAUGCAAUAUGAUCUGUUCCUUCACAUGAAAUAUUUAAGUACAUACGAUAUUUAUACUCUGGAAUACACACACACUUUUAUAUAUAUAUAGAUGUGUAUGUGUAUAUAUAUAGGAAUUACUUUUUAUACUCCACAUAUUACUUGAUAUAUAAAGCUGUAGUUUA